CAUGUGAAAAAGCGUGACGUCACAACAUCCUUACACGCGGUGUGGCAAUUUGUAACGGCUCAAGAUUGUAAGAGUUAGAUCUACAAAUCUAAGCCUUUACAGUGUUCAACACAGCAUAAUAAUGGCGUCCCCAAAUGGACAAGAAAGUGUUCCAGAUUCUUGGGACGAAAUUCCUUCAGUUCAGACUGACAAUGUUCCAGAACUUUCAUCACGACUGUCUAGGACAAAUCUUAAUGUUAAUGCACCUGUCUUCACUCCAGGACAAAAUGUAUUCGCAACUCCUUUCAUUCCUCCAGAUUCAGUUUCCGUCAAUAAUUCAGCUGUUGAAGUUGAACCUAGAUCUACAACCACAAUAGAAGCAGCAAGUGAAGAAUUAGAACCUUCUACUGAAUCAAUUACAGAACCUCAAGAAUCUUCAUCUAUAGACACAGAAGGAAAAGAUGAGGUCAUGGAAACAGAAGUUAAAGAGACAUUACCAGAUGUUGAGGAGACUGGGAAUGGUGAUAUAGAUGACUGGGCCAAUGAUCUGGAAGAAGGUGAUAAAGAUGAUGAUGAGAUGGUGGAUGAAGAUGAUGACACCGAUGACACUGAUGUUGAAAAGCCUAAGAAAAAGCCAAAAGCACCUGGUCAACCAAAAAUCAGAAAAGAGCAUCUAAAUGUUGUAUUUAUUGGUCAUGUCGAUGCUGGAAAAUCUACUAUUGGAGGUCAUUUGCUUUAUCUUACAGGUAUGGUUGACAAAAGAACCUUAGAAAAAUAUGAAAGAGAAGCAAAAGAGAAGAAUAGAGAAUCAUGGUAUUUAUCUUGGGCAUUAGACACUAAUUUAGAGGAACGUGAGAAAGGAAAAACUGUGGAAGUUGGAAGAGCAUUUUUUGAAACGGAAAAGAAGCAUUAUUCAGUCUUGGAUGCACCUGGUCACAAAAGUUUUGUCCCCAAUAUGAUUUGUGGAGCCUCUCAAGCAGAUUUAGCUAUUCUGGUUAUAUCCGCUAGACGAGGUGAGUUUGAGACAGGUUUUGAAAGAGGUGGUCAGACAAGGGAACAUGCAAUGUUGGUUAAAACAGCUGGAGUCAGGCAUAUGAUUGUUCUUAUCAACAAGAUGGAUGACCCAACUGUUGAAUGGGAUGAGUCGAGGUUUAUUGAAUGUAGAGAAAAAAUACUUCCAUAUUUAAGAAAGUGUGGCUUUAAUCCCAAAACAGACCUUUAUUUUAUGCCUUGCUCAGGGCUAGGUGGAGCAUUUCUAGCUUCAGUUCCAGAUGAAUCUGUGUGUCCUUGGUACAGGGGCCCAUCAUUGUUAGAGUACUUAGAUUCAAUGCCUCCCAUUAGUAGAGCACUGGAUGCACCUGUUAGAGUGCCACUUGUUGAGAGAUAUAAGGAUAUGGGAACCAUUGUUUUAGGAAAAAUUGAAUCUGGAGUAAUCACAACAAAUCAAAAGUUACUUAUGAUGCCAAAUAAAACACCUGUAAGAGUCAUGAACAUAGUUUCUGAUGAGGAUGAAAGUGAUGAUGCUAUGCCAGGAGAAAAUGUUAGAUUAAAAAUAAGUGGUGUAGAAGAAGAGGACGUUUCCCCUGGAUUUGUAUUGUGUUCCCCUGAAAAUGUCUGCAACACUGGAAGAAUUUUUGAUGCCCAGAUAGUAAUAUUAGAAUACAAGUCAAUCAUCUCAGCAGGUUACAGUUGCAUUUUGCAUAUCCAUGCAUGUGUAGAAGAAGUAACACUUAAGGCUUUAAUCUGUUUGAUUGAUAAAAAAACUGGAGAGAAAACUCAAGUGAGACCAAGAUUCAUAAAACCUGACCAAGCUGGUAUUGCAAGAUUAGAAGUCAAUGGUGGUUUAAUAUGCUUAGAGACUUUUAAAGACUUCCCACAGAUGGGAAGAUUUACACUGAGAGAUGAAUUAAAAACUAUUGCUAUUGGAAAAGUGCUUAAAAUUAUUGAAUAAGUCUUUCUCAACUGCUGACUCCAGAUCUGGGGCUGGGACUCUGAAAGGUUCUUGUUUCUAUCUAGCAAUGUUCAUAUGAUCGCAUUACCACAAGUUGACUGAUGUCUUGCUACAAAUUUAUUUUUAAGUUUAUUCUGCCCAACCUACAAGUGUUUUUUUAAAGAAAACUUGUGUAUUAAAAAAAAUGUUGAAUGUCUAGCGAGUUAUAGUUUAGUGUAAUAUUUCAAGUGAGUGUAGCAAGAGAAGUACAGGUUUACAAUCUGUGAUAUGAAAUUUUAGGCAUUGUGGCUUAAUGUGUAUGAAAUUUGAAAGAAAAAAAAUGUACCUCUUUCAAAGAACCUUUACUUUGCAUUAUGUAUUCAUCUCUUGAACAUGCAUCUACCAUCAUUCAUCAACAAUGGUGCAAAUUGCUGGACCAGUUGUGAAAUGAGGACUGGGACGGUUAGUCUUGUUUGACAUUUGUUUUGAAUUGUAUAUUUAUGCAAUAUAAUGAAACUGGAGGAAGGGCAUUUUUUUGUUUGUUUACUUAUUAUCUAUGCCUUAUUCUCAGAUGCUUCUUCUAGUGAUCAUUUUCAAGUCCUUUUAAAGGUUGGGGGAGGGGAAGAUAUAUGUAAAAUUGUGUCCAGUCAAUUUAGGAAUACUUCAUUCAAAUUUGCAGUGAAUUUGAAGACUUAGACUAAAAAAUGUCUUGAGAGUUGUGUAAUUAUGUAAAUUCUACUCUAAAUGUAACAGUUUGUGUAAGAAAUGUACAUUUAAGUUUGAGCACAUUUUAAGUGAUAUAUCACAGAAAUAUUGAAAUGCCUAUUACUUUAUUUUAUGUAAAUAAUUUAUUUUGGAUUUUAAAGAAUGCAUUUUGUUGGUGUAAACAUUGAACCCAACUUGUUUUAUGUUUGAAUGUUUGGAUGAAUUUCUGUGGUAUGAAAUUUUGGCAAAUAAAAUAUUUUUCCAUUCA
Biomphalaria glabrata is the source of this 2882-nucleotide messenger RNA. Its product is annotated as eukaryotic peptide chain release factor GTP-binding subunit ERF3A-like. The transcript has 16 exons. The record is from RefSeq and is a predicted model, not a curated record. Gene Ontology annotation, molecular function: GTPase activity; translation release factor activity; GTP binding. The coding region runs from base 122 to 1930 and encodes 602 amino acids. Lineage: Eukaryota; Metazoa; Mollusca; Gastropoda; Planorbidae. Gene Ontology annotation, cellular component: translation release factor complex. Gene Ontology annotation, biological process: translation.